Molecule: messenger RNA, 1357 nt
Organism: Tarenaya hassleriana
Lineage: Eukaryota; Viridiplantae; Streptophyta; Magnoliopsida; Brassicales; Cleomaceae
Product: patatin-like protein 1
Exons: 7
Coding region: 25-1212 (395 amino acids)
Biological process (GO): lipid metabolic process
Molecular function (GO): monoacylglycerol lipase activity; glycerophospholipase activity
Source: RefSeq, a predicted model, not a curated record
AUAUAUAUAUAUAUAUAAAAAUCAAUGGAGAACAAGCCACCGGCUCGUGGAAAACUGGUCACCAUCCUCAGCUUAGACGGCGGAGGAGUCCGAGGAAUUAUCGCCGGAGUUAUCCUCGCCCGACUCGAAAAAGAACUUCAGGAGCUGGACGGGGAAGGUGCAAGGCUGGCGGACUAUUUCGACGUGAUGGCCGGGACGAGCACCGGAGGCCUCGUGACGGCGAUGUUGACGGCGCCCAACGAACUCGGCCGACCGCUUUUUGCGGCCAAAGAAAUCGUUCCUUUCUACAUGGAGCAUUCUCCAAAGAUCUUCUCACAGCCCGGAGGGUGGCUUAGUGUGUUGCCGAUGCCACCAAGGCUUCUGUCUGGACCGAAAUACGACGGCAAAUAUCUUCACGAACUGUUAAGGAAGUUGCUUGGAGACAAAAGACUUCACCAGACGCUAACCAACAUCGUUAUACCUACCUUCGACAUCAAGAAACUAAACCCUACAAUCUUCUCCUCCUACAAGAUAUUGACUGAUCCGACUUUAGAUGCCAAGUUAUCGGACAUAUGCAUCAGCACGUCGGCUGCUCCGACAUUUUUACCUUCCCAUUACUUUGUGAACGAAGAUAUUAACGGGAAGAAGACAGAGUUCAACCUCAUUGAUGGAGGAGUCACUGCCAAUAACCCGACUUUGGUGGCAAUGACUGCAGUGUCUAAACAAAUCAUAAUGAACAAUCCGGACAUGGGGAACAUGAAUCCGUUGGGGUACGACCAUUUCCUCGUAGUAUCGAUAGGGACAGGAUCGGCGAAGAAGGAAGAGAAGUACAAUGCCACAAAGUCCUCCAAAUGGGGAAUCUUAUCCUGGCUCUAUGAAGACGGAUCGUCUCCGAUUAUAGAUUGUUAUUCGGAAUCGAGCAGUGACAUGGUCCACUACCACAUCUCCGUCGCGUUUCAAGCCCUUGAUUCCCAGGAGAAUUACCUUAGAAUCGACGAUGACACACUGGAAGGAGAUACGAGCUCUCUUGACAUAUCGACAAAGGCUAACUUGGAAAAUCUUGUGAAGAUCGGGGAGAAGAUGCUGAAGAACAGAGUCGAGAAAAUGAAUAUUGAAACUGGGAAAUACGAGCCGGUUCCUGAUGAUAUUACCAACGAACAAGAACUCAAAAGGUUCGCGAAAAUACUUUCGGAUGAAAUGAAACUCCGGAAAUCCAGAAGCCCGACUGCAUAGUCUGAUCCUCAACAAUGGCAAUGGACCAAGCUUUGCCUUUUGCUAUGUCCAUCCGACAAUCUAUUUCAUAUGGAUUUUGUUAUGUUUGUCUUUGUGAUGAACCUGUUUGAGUUCAUAUUUAAUGUGUAUGUGUCUUUGUGAUGAA